Messenger RNA from Capronia epimyces CBS 606.96, 2622 nucleotides. RefSeq lists its product as uncharacterized. Lineage: Eukaryota; Fungi; Ascomycota; Eurotiomycetes; Chaetothyriales; Herpotrichiellaceae. Gene Ontology annotation, biological process: double-strand break repair via homologous recombination; mitotic G2 DNA damage checkpoint signaling. The record is from RefSeq and is a predicted model, not a curated record. The transcript has a single exon. Gene Ontology annotation, cellular component: Mre11 complex. Gene Ontology annotation, molecular function: damaged DNA binding; protein binding. The coding region runs from base 1 to 2622 and encodes 873 amino acids.
AUGUGGAUCCUCGAAUCGAAUGGAGACUUUCUCCAAGGAAAGCGAAUGUGGCUCAAGCCUGGGCAGAAAUAUUUAUUUGGCCGAGUGAAACGGGAAGGCGUACAGUUUGCCAUUGACCACAGGACUGUUUCAAGGAAGCAUUUUGUCAUAGAGGUUGAUCCUGUAAAAGAAGGCGACGCGGCACAAAUACACGCCCGAACAAAGAUCAGGAUCGAAGACCAGAAAUCCAAAAGUGGCACUUCGGUCAAUGGUGAACUCAUCAAGGGCGCCUCUAAGGAACUGAAGAGCGAGGAGAACUCAAUACGCCCUGGGACGUGUCCUCAUGAGAUUAUCAUUAAAUGGCAGCCAUGCGUGCUCACAUUCAACCUCCUCAAGAAGGAAAUCAAGUCGGGCAGUCUCAAAACCAAACAAAAUCAAGUCCAAAACCUGGACAUCAAGGCCAUCAGCGACUUCAUUCCGGAACAUACCACGCACGUGGUUGCAAAUAAGCGGAACACUGCAAAGGGUUUGCUGGCUUUGGUUACAGGCAAGUACUUGGUGGCUGAGUCGUACCUUGACGCUUUAGAAUACGCGGCGACACCGACCAAUUUAAGCCAGGAGGAAAAUCUUUCGCUCCUAGAAACCGACUUUGACAGUGCAUGGCCGGACCCGGCAGGCCAUCUUCCUGCUCCGGGAAGAGAGCCUACCAUCCGGCCGGCAGAAACAUACCAGCCUGAUCCGUCACGAAUCACCGUUUUUGAAGGCUAUACAUUCGUUUUCGGGGAUCAAACCCAGUAUGACAAUCUGCUCCCAGUCAUCACCAGUGGUCAUGGAAAAGCACUCUUGUUCAAAGUGAACCAUAGUGAACCAACAGCAGAUGAACUCUUGAACUUUUUACAACAUGCAGCGGGGACCAAACGGACUGAUGACAGCAGGGGUUGGUCAGAUAUCAAGGUCGUUCUGGUGCGAUGGCAGGGGAAAGAUGGCAUGCAGGAACGGACAAACACUCUAAUCAAUGAGGCUGCUAUGAAGAUGGACCAACGGGCUAUUGACCAGUCGGAAUUUCUGGACGCAAUACUGGCAAAUGAUGCCGGUUCACUUCAACAGAGCAUUCCUUUCGAAAGCACCACUGAUGGAAGGAUAGCUCCUCCUCCGUCCGCAGCAAACUCCAGUGUCACACAGAAGCCCGCCGAGGUCCGAGAGAAUCUCUAUCGCCCAUCCCAGAGAGUGGGAACAGAGCCGCUACAAGCGGAGCCCGUGCAGCAAUCAGGAGUUGAUUCCGGUACAGAACCUGCACCUUCCCAACCUCCCUCUCACAGUGCCUCUCAAGUCAGCCAUGUUGAAGAGAGGCUCACACGCCCGUUUUCGGGACCUCGAUUCACCCAAUCAAGCCGGUUCAAAAAUUUUGAUGAUGGUUUCGAUCCUGAUGCCAUCGAUGACUACGAUGUUGAGGAUGAGGAGCAGGAGGUAUCCGUCUCCGAAUCUGGGCUCGAACCCAUGGUCCGCACGCAGUUAUUAAUUAUAAAAAAAGAGCCGCAGCCGACCGCGGGCAAGCGGGCACGUUCUCCAUCCGAACAGUCAGAAGAUGCAUUUGCUGAUGAAAUCGAUAACCUCCUUCCAGCAGCAGCGGCUUUUAAGCGUCGAAAGCUUACUGAAGCACAAGCUAAUAAAAAUACCAGCGCUACCAAUAACCAAAUCGUGCGGCAGGCUGCAACGAAGAAAGGCAAGAAAGAACAAGCGAUCGACGUCCGCGAAAUUGUGAGAGUGCAACGGGCAGAAAAGGAAGAGGCCGCCAGAAGAGAGGAAGAAGAGCUCGAAAAUGGGUCGCCCUUCGUUGAGGACAAGUCGCCAGCGAAUCUGGUUGCCAUUGUGACAAUGGAACUUCCCAUGCGGGAAAGAUCCAAGCGGACCAUCGGAACCGACAGUCAACGCAAUGAAAACUGGGACCCAAGGUGGAACGGCCGGAAAAACUUCAAAGGCUUCCACAGAAAGGGUGAGCCUCUACAGCGGCGAAGUCAUGCGAGAAAGGUCAUUGUACCUCUUGUGGAAGUCAAGGGAAAUACCUACGGGCUUGGUGAGCAAUACUGGGAGAAGACGCAGGAGGAGAAGGAGCGAGAAAAAGAACGAAAGAGGAAAGAAGAAGCCAGAAACCAAAAACAGCAAAGUCAAACACAGCGCUCUAGUGGAACCAGAUCUUCGAGAACCCGUGUUGUUUCUGAUCAUGAGGAAGAGGACGACAGUUUUGGUGAAGACGUAGACAACCCAGUGUCAGCAAGACCAGGCAUGACGCAGCUUCAGCGCGAGGCCGCUGAGAUUGUACAUCAUGAAAUCCACACAGACACCCCCAGGCUGACGCGCGCUGCCGGCAGGAGUCAGGCGUCUAGUGUACGGACCGGCGUGAAUGACCCAACACAGCGCGGACCGGGCGUGCCCAUGUCAAGUAACAACUCCACUUUGAUGUCUGGCAAGAGAGCUGCAAGUUCGAACACGAGUACCAGAGAACCGAAACGUCAGAAGACGCUGCCAGUCACCGUCGCCCAUGCGAAGGACAGUGAUGAUGACGAUGAUAGUGAUGAUCUGAAAUUUCGGUUUGGUUCUAAAGCGCGCAGAGGCAGGGGUGCUCGCGGUAAAGGCCAGCACUGA